Magnolia sinica is the source of this 883-nucleotide messenger RNA. RefSeq names its product root meristem growth factor 10. The transcript has 2 exons. NCBI's taxonomy places the organism in Eukaryota, Viridiplantae, Streptophyta, Magnoliopsida, Magnoliales, Magnoliaceae. The coding region runs from base 61 to 498 and encodes 145 amino acids. The record is from RefSeq and is a predicted model, not a curated record.
AUUCACAUAAACAUACAAACCUCCUCAAUACUUCCACCCUUCAUUGCUACUCUCUCUCGCAUGUCUUCUCCAAUUCUUCUUUUUCUUUUCCUCCUAUAUAUCUCUGUUCAUGCAUGCAAUGCUCGCCUUCACGACAUUUUCCAUAAGGGUUUCGGCAAGUAUAUGGAGAAGGCAGACUUUGAUGUGGCCAAGAAUCCAGUGAAGCAGAUGCAAUUGUCGCCCGAUGAAAUCCAAGCACGACGAUGGAAACCAGUAGAUGGAGAAGUCGCCAUGGACCACAGGCAUGGUGGUGCAAGCACUGAGAAAGAGAAGGAAUCGGAGGAUCUUGCAAGGAUUAUGAAUGUAAGAAGAGGGAUGAUUCCAGUUUCAGGUGCUAUUCGAAUCAAGUCUCUUCUUACAGUUUCAUGGCGAAUACCUCACGAGAAAGAUGGAGAACAUCAUCCAGGGUUUAACUUGGAUUAUUCAGGACCCCAAACACAUCCUCCCUCUCACAACUAAGAUUACCCUUUAUAUCUACAUAUCUCUGCCUCUUAGGUAUUUUCUGUGUUUUUAGGUAUUUUCUCUUAUACUGACACACAAAAGAUCAUCUUAGAAUUACAAGGAAUGAAAGAACUAGUUUACUAAAACGACUCUUAUACAAAACUCUCAUAACAGUUUUGAAUCAGAUGAUAUAGGCUGUUGUAUUGUAUAGUUCAGUAUAUUACAUCAUAUAAUGCUUUUCAAUGAAAAUAAAAAAUAAAAAAUCCACACCUUGUCAAUCAUUUAAAGAGGUUAUAUUCCCGAGCUAUUCCUUUUCCUAUUCCUCCUUCACAUGAAUUCUAUCACACUACUACUGCUUCUGCUGCUGUUGCUACUGUUAUUGUUGCUGCUGCUGUCAUAGAUC